AUGGCUUCCACACCUCAAUGCCACGUGCGCCGUUCUCCGCGCCUCUGGCGCAUCUCUCUGACUCCCACCAUUCGGAAGACGGGGGCCACCAACGCAAAGUCUCUCACUAUUGCUUCCUCGUCUGCAGCGGACGUUUCUGACCAAAUAUUAUCCCUCCCUCCAUACGGUAUGUACGACUGA
Molecule: messenger RNA, 180 nt
Organism: Chondrus crispus (carragheen)
Lineage: Eukaryota; Rhodophyta; Florideophyceae; Gigartinales; Gigartinaceae
Exons: 1
Coding region: 1-180 (59 amino acids)
Source: RefSeq, a predicted model, not a curated record